CUGAGCAGUGAAUAUGACCACCAAGGCUACUACAUUUGCCACUACAACAACUCGAGCCACAGGAAAGAAGAAGAAGCUUCUGUCUAUGUCUUUACUCUUGCACAAACGGAUAUGAAAUUUGCAAGCGGGCACCGCUUCAACCCAGUGCAUGUUGAGGAGGGAGAGGAGACCGCCCUCGACUGCCGCCCCACUUCGCCAGGACAUGACGUCCGAAUCUUCAAGGAUAAUCAAGAGGUGACCGCAGAUUUCCCGUUUGACCCCAGGAAGGGAUUCACCUUCCAGGGCAUCACCGUCCACCACCAAGGAAAUUACACUUGCAUAAUUGAUAACAGCCAAAAGAAUUUUACUCUCACUGUGAAGCCGACGCAGAUGGUAAACAAGCCGUACAUCCGCGCGGCGUUGGCGACUCCUGCCGUCCUGGGCUCCCCGCUCGUGCUCGCCUGCAUGGUCACUGGCUACCCCAGCGUCCGGCACCGAUGGACGUCGCCACGGGAGGGCGCUAACUUGUCACAGGCGAAGGCAAUCCCAAACUGCGCCACGAAGCUCAAGGGCAACGUCAGCUGCCUCCUGCUCCCGAGUCUCUCUGUCGCUGACCAGGGCGAGUACGAGUGUGAGACAUCCAUGGGCGGAAAAAAGAGUUCCACAAGCACGUUCGCUCUGAAAGCAAUCGAGCAUUUGGAUCCCUACGUUCAGUUGAACCUCGAGUCAACGCAGACCAACGAGGUGAUCGAGUCGAAGGGCAGGAACGUGACGUGGAAUCUGGAAGUCCGUUCUUUUCCUCCUUUUCCGAACGUCACCUGCAGACACGGCGGCGAGACCUGCGAGUUGGAUCCAAUCAGCAUGGAUGGAGAGACAUCUCUUCGCCUAGUGAACAUAUCAGGCGUCGACCAUGGCUCCUACGAGAUCGAGGUUAGGGCUGGAACCCUUACGGACAUGAUCUCCCUUUAUCUGCUUGUCCUUGAGCGUGAUACACGAGGACCUGCGUGGCUCCAACAACACUCUUCAGGUCAAUGUCACGUAUACACAGUGGCAGGGAGUCGCGGAUAUUCGCUACGAGACCUGGAAUGGCCACGGCGCUGCACCACGAUGUCUGUGGAAGUCGUGGUUUUAGACAUCAGCGACCCCGUCGUGUUCGAGUACAGCGCGGGCGCAAGAGCAACCAACGUGACUGAUGCCGCAGUCCGUUUGGUGGAAAAUGACAGUCUGAACGUCACUUGCGCCGCUUCCAAUUUCGAUUAUGAGAACCUAACCCUAAAGUUUUUUGGAAAAAACGGGGUGGACUCGACUGGAGAACCGCCAAGAUCCAUGGACGCCUCAACACCACAUUCUCUCAAGGCGGUGUUUGUGAGCCAAGGAGUGAGUCGCGCCUUGGAAGGACACUUUGAGUGUGUUCUGCACAAGAAGGAUGGCAACAAGCAGGUCCGCAAACUGAGGCUAGUAGUUGUGGGGUCCAACUGGCAACCGAUUGUCCUUCUUUCACUUCCUCUGUUGCUGUUCAUCAUUGUGGCGAUCGUGCUUGGUCGCCGCGUCUGGAGGGACUGGCGCACCAAGAAGGAACUCAGGGACAACGUGGCUUUCCUGUUCAGGAAAGGAAAGUUGAACGAACUGAACUCCGACUGCACGGCGGACGAGCAGGCGGAGCUCCUUCCCUACGACUGCAAGUGGGAGGUUUCGAGGAGGGACAUCCAUCUGGGAAGACAACUGGGAUCGGGUGCUUUUGGGCGUGUGGUUAAAGCUGUGGUGACGGGCGCUGCGGCCGAAAAGCACAAGUCCGAAGACGAGGACGGCCUGACUACGGCUUCCCCUUCGUCCUCGCUGGUCGUCGCAGUGAAGAUGUGCAAGAGCCAGCAGGACGCAUCGCACGUCCGCGCCCUCACCAUGGAGCUCAAAAUCAUGGCUUACUUGGGCAAACAUCUAAAUCUUGUUAACUUAAUUGGCUCCAACACUUCGCAUAUCGGCAGAGGAGAGCUGUGGAUCUUGGUCGAGUACUGUCGAUACGGAAGUCUUUUGUCCUACCUGCAUCGACAUCGCAAAGUAUUUAUCAACCAGAUCGACCCUGUGGACGGCACAUUUGACCCAAGGAUUUGCGACCAGACUUUCAGCUUCCCUGUGUUCCUAAGGAGUGAUAGCACCGUUCAACAUAGUCUGACAGAUACUAGUAACUUCAAGACAGUCCAAAGUUGCGACACCGCAGGCACUUACCUCGAGAACGACGGCGGAUCACCGAGCCGAGAAGUAUUUCACCCAGCCAGUAAUCCGCGUUCUUCUGACCCGUGUCUCGGCAUCGACUCCCACGGCCAGCAAGUGGUGUACGACAAGAGCGGAAUUCCCGGGGAGAGCUCGCCCUUCACCACCUCCUCCUUGGUGUGCUGGGCGUGGCAGGCGGCGCAGGGAAUGGACUACCUCGCCUCCAGAAGGGUCGUGCACCGAGACCUUGCUGCAAGAAACCUGCUCCUCGCAGACAACAAUGUUGUUAAAAUUGGUGACUUUGGAAUGUCGAGGGAUAUUUAUAAGACGGAGGCCUAUGUGAAGCAGAGUGAUGACCUAGUGCCCAUCAAAUGGAUGUCCGUGGAGGCCAUUCGUGACCGUUUCUUCACUGUGCAGAGCGACGUGUGGGCCUUUGGAGUGACUCUGUGGGAACUCUUCAGCCUGGGGUCGGUGCCUUACCCGGGCAUGCAGAUCGGGCCAGACUUCCUGAAAGACCUGGAAGCAGGACUCAGGAUGGAGAAACCCAAAUAUGGGAAUGAUGACCUGUACGACCUGAUGCUACAGUGCUGGCAAGAGGAUCCAACACGCCGUCCGAGUUUCUCUGCACUUUCAGAGGCUCUGGAAGCCCUCCUGGAACCCGAGGUCACACAAAACUAUGGGAAUAUGAAUCAGUUUUACCAGCGGCUGAAUGAGGAGAGGUUCAAGGAGGAAACUGAUUACCUGGACAUGUUCACUCGCCCGGAUUACCAAAACCUCAUCCAACUGAAUGACAAACCUCCGGCGCAGGAUCAAGAGAACGAAGCAGAAUCGCUGUGGCUUCAGGAUCGAGAAAUGCAAUGUUCACCCAUCGCAGAAGAAAUCAAAGACGAUUAUCUCUCAAUGAAGUCCUAUUAAUCUUAGAUUUUCAUUUCAUCAAAGAUUAAGAAGGAUUUAAUUGAAAAGUCCGAAUCUAUUUCAGCGGACGUACUAAUUGCAUUUUGUUAUUUGAUUUCCUCAAAUUCAACGCGUGAUUAACUACUAUUGCUGAAUUUAGCUUAGCAUAUUUAUCCAAUUGUAGAGAUCUCUAAAUAUUGGAAAAAAAUAACUAAAGAGAUCUUUCAUUCUAUGUUCAAUAUUUUUGAGUUUGCGCAAAACAAGAAAAAAACGCGACCUUUAACUUCCCUGUGAUGGCAUUGAAUGGAUUUACACGGUCAGUAAAAUACAUUACAAGAUGUAGUUUUAAAAUAGAAUGACACUGACAAGUAUA
This is a messenger RNA of Penaeus vannamei (Pacific white shrimp), 3454 nucleotides long. NCBI's taxonomy places the organism in Eukaryota, Metazoa, Arthropoda, Malacostraca, Decapoda, Penaeidae. The record is from RefSeq and is a predicted model, not a curated record.